AUGGCAUUGGACAAAAUGUGGUCAACUCCGCAUUGGAAACUAUAUACAAGCAGGUGCCCAAGUGCUUGGGCUCAGCUAGAGCCGAAUACUCUAAUUGAAGCAGAAGGUUUGAGUGCUAACGCAAAAGCUCGAGCUGAAGCGUUGCGAUUGACAAGAAGCAGUUUGACGGAAGAGGAGUAUAGCGGCAGUGACAGAACAGGUGAUGAUACUGUCAGUGGGGAGAAUAGCGAAAUGACGGGGAGAGAAGGGGAUGAGAACGGCAAGUCUUUUACAUAUGUAUAA
Messenger RNA from Paraglomus brasilianum, 282 nucleotides. NCBI's taxonomy places the organism in Eukaryota, Fungi, Glomeromycota, Glomeromycetes, Paraglomerales, Paraglomeraceae. The record is from the annotation of a GenBank genome assembly.